Camarhynchus parvulus is the source of this 2928-nucleotide messenger RNA. RefSeq names its product zinc finger DHHC-type containing 9 (gene ZDHHC9). Bases 184 to 1335 code for a protein of 383 amino acids. The record is from RefSeq and is a predicted model, not a curated record. Gene Ontology annotation, biological process: protein targeting to membrane; peptidyl-L-cysteine S-palmitoylation. Gene Ontology annotation, molecular function: protein-cysteine S-palmitoyltransferase activity. The transcript has 10 exons. Gene Ontology annotation, cellular component: Golgi apparatus; endoplasmic reticulum. NCBI's taxonomy places the organism in Eukaryota, Metazoa, Chordata, Aves, Passeriformes, Thraupidae.
GGCCCCUCCCGGCGCGGUGGGAGCGACCGGCGCGGCCCGAGCGGCACCGGCACCUGCCGCCGGCCCGGCCCAGCCCAGCUCGGCCCCGCGGGGCCCCGAUGAUGCUGGGCGCGCGGGCGGCGGAGGAGCAGCAGCAGCGCCCGAACGUGCGGCGGCCGCUGCCGCCCCAGUGACGGCCCCGCCAUGUCGGUGAUGGUGGCGAGGAAGAAGGUGGUUCGGAAAUGGGAGAAGCUGCCGGGCAGGAACACCUUCUGCUGCGACGGCCGUAUCAUGAUGGCCCGGCAGAAGGGCAUCUUCUACCUGACACUCUUCCUCAUCCUCGGCACCUGCGCCCUCUUCUUCGCCUUCGAGUGCCGGUACCUGGCGGUCCAGCUGUCCCCGGCCAUCCCCGUGUUUGCAGCAGUUCUCUUCCUGUUCGCCAUGGCCACGCUGCUGCGGACGAGCUUCAGCGACCCUGGCGUGAUCCCGAGGGCCCUGCCCGAUGAGGCAGCCUUCAUUGAGAUGGAGAUUGAGGCCACCAACGGGACCGUGCCGCAGGGUCAGCGCCCGCCCCCGCGCAUCAAGAACUUCCAGAUCAACAAUCAGAUUGUGAAGCUCAAGUACUGCUACACGUGUAAGAUCUUCCGGCCGCCCCGCGCCUCGCACUGCAGCAUCUGCGACAACUGCGUGGAGCGCUUUGACCAUCACUGUCCCUGGGUGGGCAACUGCGUGGGAAAGAGGAACUACCGCUACUUCUACCUCUUCAUCCUCUCGCUCUCCCUCCUCACCAUCUACAUCUUCACCUUCAACAUCGUCUACGUAGCACUGAAAUCUCUGAAGAUUGGGUUUCUGAACACGUUGAAGGAAACCCCAGGGACUGUACUGGAGGUGCUCAUCUGUUUCUUCACGCUGUGGUCGGUGGUGGGGUUAACUGGGUUCCACACCUUCCUGGUGGCACUGAAUCAGACAACCAACGAAGACAUUAAGGGGUCCUGGACUGGGAAGAACCGUGUGCAGAAUCCCUACAGCCACGGCAACAUAGUGAAGAACUGCUGCGAGGUGCUCUGCGGGCCCCUGCCCCCGAGUGUCCUGGACAGACGGGGCAUCCUGCAGCAGGAGGAGAGCACAGCUCAGGAGGGGUCGUGCCCGCGGGGACCCGGCACGCAGGAGCCCCCGGCCAUUCAGGGCCCUGGGCAGGCCCAGGAGGGUGGCAUGAAACAGCAGGAUGGCAGCAUUCUUCCCCCCAGUGCUGUCCCUGCCCCGUCUGUGAGUGACACCGAGAUGCCAGAGGAGAAGCAGCGAACGCCUGGGGAGCUCCCGGUGCCCUCCCUGGACGCUGGGCGAGCGGAGCACUAGCAUCUGCUUGGAAGGGAGAACUUUGUUGUUUUGUCUAAUCAAAGCUGGAAGUGGUGGAGGAGAGGAGAAGGGCUGGAUGGCAGGCACCUGAUUCCCCAUGGCCAUUUUGCUUUAGUCAUUACUCACCGCGGUGCGGGCAGCGCUGGCCUUGCGCGGUGGCACCCCCUGCUCACCGUGGGGCACUGCCAGCACCAGGUCUGCCUGGGGCCGGGCCUCUGGCUCUGUGGGCUGUCCUGGGUGCUCCGUCCCAGCUCAGGGCUGGGGCUGUCCCUCCGCCCGGGCCCAGCUCUGACAGGGUGAGGCUGUCAGGGCCAGCCUGCGCCCUCCUGCUGAGGAAUCCCCAAGGACGGGGAAAGCAAUCGUGGCAGCAAGGUCCUCUCUCCCCUCCUCCCUCCUUCCUCUAAUCCGUGGCGUUGUUUUGUGGUUGGCGUGGCAAGGCUUGUCAGGAGACGUUUUGGUGCCCCAAGGACCCAAACAAGUGGGAAGGAGUUCUGCUGGCAGCGGUUUUUAGGUAGCUGUCUUCCUGUGCUCCUUUCCGUGUGAUGUAACAAGGCAGCAGCUGUGAGGGGACCCUCCUUCCAUCCUGCCCUGGUGCUCACACCACCCUGGGCUUCGAGGGAGGGAGAAGGCAGCCAAGGUGGACAGCUGCAGGGAAGGGUCUGCCUGUGCCACUGGCUCCUGGCUGGUGCUGGGGCUGCAUUUGUUUCUGGGUGUCUGGUUUCUGCAUUGAGCCCUCCCCAGCAGCUCUGCAGAACCUCAGCCCCAAUCUGUGUUGUGUCAUUGCAUCCCCAUGUCCCCCCCUUGCCUUGCUCUGCUGUUCUCAGCUAUCCUAGACUGGCUUUAGGAGCCUUGGAUCUUCCCAGGAUUGUACCAGCUGCUCAGGGCUGGGCUUGUGUGUCCUCAACAGAGGAGGAGAGGCUGGGGGGAUGGUGGGAGAGCUCUGUGCCGUGGCAGGGCUCCCCCACUCCACAGUCCCUGUCCUGCCCUGGCAGGACCCUCACGCCUCUGGGAUCCCUGCAGCCGUUCUGUGCCCGGGCAGCUCCGCGUCCCUUGUCACAGUGCUGGGCACUCAGUUCCUCCCGGCAGGUGUGUGGUGGCUGCUGGGGGGCGUCCUGCCGGUCUGUGUGUCCGUGAUGCUCCUGGCUGGCAGUGAGGGGUGUGGUGUGAACGUGGCACCGCACUGCCCCCUCUCCCGCGGUGCGGGGCCUCUCCUCCUGGGUGAGAGGGCAGAGCUGCCACAGCUGCUCCCAGCUGGAAUGUGGCUGGGAAGGAGCCCCGGCCGCCCUGCCACGGCCCCCAGCCCCAUCCCGUUCCAUCCUCCGGGGACAGGGCUCCUGUGCCCCACCCUGUGGGAGUCGCCCCAACACGCUACUGACCAAAACUCCAAUUCGGCGUGAAAAAGUGUGUAUUUUGGCUUUGCUGCUCCCUGUUCCAUGAGGUGUGUGGAGUGCUGCCUGCCGGGACCUGCCUGCACGGGUCAGGGUCUCCAGAAGGAAGGAAGGGGACUGGGUGAGGGCUGGGUGUUCUUUAUUUUUUUCUUAUUAUUUUUUUUAAUUUUAAAACAAUGAAGGAAACUUAAUUGGUUUGAAAAUG